Microsporum canis CBS 113480 is the source of this 594-nucleotide messenger RNA. RefSeq lists its product as uncharacterized. NCBI's taxonomy places the organism in Eukaryota, Fungi, Ascomycota, Eurotiomycetes, Onygenales, Arthrodermataceae. The record is from RefSeq and is a predicted model, not a curated record. The transcript is spliced from 2 exons. Bases 1 to 594 code for a protein of 197 amino acids.
AUGGAGCAAGAAAGCGCAAAAAAAGUCACACUACAAUUUUCCUAUCAAGAGGGAGAGAAUGAAACAGACAAGGGAAAGCAUACUGCUAGUACCGAAGAACUGUCUACUGUCCAUCUGAUAUGUAGUACUGACUUUCCUGACUUUCUCUACUUGCGCCCUAUCUCGCCGAGUUGGAGAGAAGAGAGAAACAUUUGCACCACAAAGGUUACGAGAGAAGUAUCUAAGCAACAACUUGCAAAAGGGAUGACGGACAGACAGGACAGGUCUGUAGACUAUAGAAAUGAAGCGGGAGGCGAGAUAAAAACUGCACUGAGGACAUAUGUCCCGGGAAAGAUAGAAUGUCAGCAAUUUGGUUUAAUCAGUAUUAGAAAUACUGCAUUGAUUCGUCCACAGUCCACUGACCCAUUCACUAUGAGAGAGAAAUUGAUCAAGAGAGCUGAUUGUCCAUCGGUGGUUGAUACCAUGAGAAUUGUUUCAAUAUGGCGAGUAAACCAUGACCGAUUCAUGCGUUCCAAGGCGCACACCAAAUAUCUGGAUUUAAUCCCGAUAAUGACUACCCUCUGGACCGCCGUGCAAGCUAGCAAUGUCGUUUGA